CAAAUGUGACUUUUUAUAUUGUGGAUAAUUUAUAUGACUCACUCACGUGGAUACUCGCAAUAUUUUUCCAUUGGUUUCAGAAACAGUCAUUCUUUCCGAAUGGAAUCUCAAUAUCCACACAAAGAACACAUAUAGCAUCGAAUUCUAUAUUGAUCGCAUUCGAGGGAAUAUAUAUAAGUGGCUGGCUAUCCUCAGGAUCUUUAGAUCUACGGCUCAAUCGGAGAUAAAGGAAGUCGAUCUACGAGACAAGAAGGAUGUUUCUCAUUAAAGAGAAUAGAUAGAUUCACCUAUAUCAUUAAUGGCGAAAGCAUAACAGACGCAUUAAUACACCUGGAUUAAAACAACAUCUUCAAGCAUGGAUAUGUACGUGACUUGGAUUAAAUAUACAUUUUGUAUAUUGAUGAUAUAUUUGUCAAUUGCAGAAAGUUUUUUAAUAGAGAAUAUAUGGCCACCGGGACAUCUUGGCAAGUAUGGCUAUCACAAAGCCCCGCCGCAUACAAUCGCAAAGGAGGAUGGACGACCAAGAUUACAGAUUAAUUCUAAUAUGAUAAAAAAGGCGAAGGAAGAUGUAAACAAGAUAUUACCAGGAAAGUCAUCACAAGAUGAAGCUCAUCCAACUCAAUCAGCACACGAAUCAACGACCACUAAAAUAAAACAGCAGAUCAAGGGCACGGUUGUGAAAUCACCAAAUGACGUCAUUACAAAAUCCCCCUUUAAGAAGCUUGUCAAUAUUGACAUUAACAAUGAUACGGCUGAUAGCCCAAAUAGCCAACAUGUCAAGCUUCAAUAUCUGUACUAUGACUUGGAUAGAGUGAAUAUCUCAAACGAUAAAAAUUUACCGGAUGACGGUGUUAAUUCAGUGGCCACUUUAAGCAAAUGUGACCUCCACGUGUUCAAGCAUUGUGGUACUGAUGUUAUGGCAACCCUCACAUCGGGCAACAUCUGUAUCUCUCUAAAGGCUUUCACCACGUGUGUUAAUAUGCAGGGAACGAGCUGUCAUAGAAAUUCUGUGUUGAGAGCAAGACAAAUGAUGCCCAAAAUAGACACAUUUUUCUCAGAGGAAGGAACAUGUGAGGGACACCCAUCGGAUGAAUAUACUGCGAAAAGAAUGUCUAAAUGUGGAUCGGGCGUUCAUCUAUGCGUGAAAAGAUUCAUAAAGCACGUAAAGGGUUCUGGGAGCUACUGCCUUCCCAUAUUACAUCUGAGAAAAUGUACAAGGCGACAUCUAUCACACUGUGAGGAAUCAGAUAAACAACUGAUCAAACUGGGAGUUGAAACAUUUUACAAAACAUACAAGCAUUUCACUCCGGGUCAAACAUGUUAAACCAUUGUUUAAGGGUACAUGUAGCUGAACAUAACAAUGGAUUAUCCCGUAAUUUGUUAUAUUUUGUAACGACUAACGACAAGGGUGUAAAGCAGACCCCGAUGAUACCAUCUUGCUCGGUGGUUUCAUGGCUAUGUCGCGGGGCUUUAUGUAUUAGCGAGCUCGGCGGUUGGUUCAGCUAAGCGGGGAUCCUCAAAAGCUCACGGUAUCAUCGUGUCUGCUUUACCCCUGGUAUAUUCGCUCGCUGAUAUUCAUUGUCACCAUGAAUUCAAUUUUCAAACAGUGACAAAUACGACAUACAAUGUACAGUGGAAAACUUACUACUAAUACUGGCAUUUAACACAAGGAGGAUUGGCUCCCGGAGUGCAACAUCGAUAAUCGGUAUAUAUUGGCAUGUCGUGAUACAAAAUUCGA
Messenger RNA from Owenia fusiformis, 1738 nucleotides. Lineage: Eukaryota; Metazoa; Annelida; Polychaeta; Sabellida; Oweniidae. The record is from the annotation of a GenBank genome assembly.